This is a messenger RNA of Parus major (Great Tit), 7841 nucleotides long. It is a transcript of the gene ELMO3, whose product is annotated as engulfment and cell motility 3. The coding region runs from base 4944 to 6944 and encodes 666 amino acids. The transcript has 20 exons. NCBI's taxonomy places the organism in Eukaryota, Metazoa, Chordata, Aves, Passeriformes, Paridae. The record is from RefSeq and is a predicted model, not a curated record. Gene Ontology annotation, biological process: actin filament organization; cell motility.
AUGAAGCUAUAGAAUUUUCAGCCACCACUGAGAGCACCUUUUUAACUCAGAGAAUUUUCUGUAUUAGGACAGCUCUUGUCUCCCUUUUCCUCCUUUGCUCAGGAAUACUUCAUCUGUCUAUAGUGAUCUUGUGUUCUUAGUAACCUUGCAGUAUGUAUUUGGGGAGCUCCUUGAUGUGCUUUGAAAAAGGAAUCCUGGAGUUUUGUGUCAGGAAAUGGCAGGCUGGCUCAAGGAGAGAAAGCAUCCUCUAGUUAAGCCACACUGCUGGAAUGUUUUGAAGCCAAACUUCCCUGCAGAAACACUCAAGGUUAGGUUAUGGUUAGAAGAAAUCUUACUCAAACGUAGCUCACACAGUGCUUCUUUCACACUCCUGCUGCUGGUGUGUCUCAGAGAAGCAUGAGCUGUCUGUCUGGAGUCAUCUUGGUUGUGGAAUUAGGCCUUGAAUGUGCAUAUAUCUUAUCUCUGUGCCUCUCCAAAGGCAUGUCCUCAUCCCACAAAAGGUAAUCAAGGCAGUGUACUGGGUGAGGUUUACAGACACAGCUGCUGAUUGUGAUAAUACGUUCAUGUCCCAGGGCUCCUACAAAUUUAUUUUGAAGUAGUGGAGCUCAAGUGUUUUCUUGCUUGUCAUUGCAGCAUAAAUACCUGACAUGGAGUGUGGGAACAGAAUUUCUGGAUGAUUUGUGUGUGUAAGGAGCACAGUAGGUUUGUGGGUGAUUCUGCUGUAAAGCAUUUCAGACUCUUCACGUAAUGAUCCAAACCAUCUGGUUUGUUGUAUUUGCAGUACUGGAACUUCCCAAAGAGCUGUCAGAGAUGUUUGAUCCAAUGAGAGGUACGUUCAUUCCCUGACCACAGCUUUUUUCUGUGCCCAUCUAUCCACAGAAAAGGGACAAUUUGUUUGAUUCGCUCCCUUUUGGAUUAUUUUGUGGAUGUGGUUUUGUAAGGUGCUUGUGGUCAUUGGUGGCUGCUGGCCCUCUACUAAAGAGUAGUUAGGCACUCUUAAAAUUACUGGUUUCUGUAUUUUUCUGUCUCCAUGUUUCCAGCAACCUCUGUUAGAUCUUGCCUGCAGUGCAACCAGCAAGGGCUUUCCUGUCCCCAUGCCAAUGCUAAUCCGUGUUCAGCCUUCCCAUGCUACUCCUUCAGCUUGUCAACAGUAUGGGAAAGAAAAAAUCCCUGCUAAGUCUUGUUUCAGCUUUAGCUGCCCGAGACUAGUCCAAGCAAAUAAUCUGGGGAGAUAGUGUUCUCUCUUCAAAAUACUUCUCAGUGGUGGUGGUGGAGGAGCUGGUAAUUUUGGAGCAAUAGGGGAGGGAGAUGCUGUCACUUGUGUUUGGAGUUCUGACUCUGCUGAAGGAAUGUCUGGGUUGCUGCCUAAUGAUGGGACAGACUCUGGGUUAAGGGCAGAAGAGAUGAAGGAAUUUUGUCUGACAUAAACCUAAACUGGGAAACUUUUUAUCAGUACAUUUAUUUCUCUCCAGUGCUGGCAGAAUACUUUUAGCCCUACAGCCAGGCAGGACCAAGUACACCUCAGCACUUCAGUGGUGGUUUCAGGAGAUGUACAACAGCUGUCCCUAGUUCCCUGCUCUAGCAGAUGCUUUGUGAAGAUGCUGCCUUUGGGUAAAAAUCUCCACAGACCCAAACACAGACAUGUUUCAGUCUCCAAUCUGUGUGCUCUUAGCCCUGUGCUCCACAGUCAGCUUGGAGAACAUCCUUCCUCCUUGCCCAGCACCUCUGCUGCAGAUAGUGGAUGAAGUCUUGAUGAUGUCUAAGUACAUCUGAAGAGUUGAGAUAUAAACUGCUCAAAGCCCCAACCAUGUAGAAGAUCUAACUUACCCAAAAUAACUCUGCUGUGCCACUAUGUGGAUGCUAUUGUAAAGGAGAUGUUUGCUAUCUGUGGUAAAGUAUGUGGUUUUAUGGAGUAUUCUUCCCAGUUUGGAGGGGGAAGAUAAAAAAUCCAGGAGCAAAGGGCAAAACAGACUCAACAGCUACAGAGGCAAAACUCAGGACUGGAAGAGAGCAGCAUUGCAGAGCUCAGAGGGACAGUCCUAGCAGCAUGCUCCAUGCAGCCUCUCUCAUCCCUGUGUGAUCCCAGUAAUGUUGCCCUGGCGCUGGCAGCUGCUUUAAGGCUGUGCAGUCUAAGCCACAGGAGUUGGAGUUCUCUCAUAGUGUUUUGUGCUGGAAUUACUUUUACUACAUGGUUUUAUCUCUUUUAAGCACAAGCUUCCUUCCACUGCCUGCUGCACGUGUUGUGCCUUAGCCAGAGAAGGGAUAACAAGGGUGGGGAAAGUGGGGAACUACCCAGGAGCAGACCAGGAGAGCAGACUGUUUUGCUACCAUGCUUGUCUCUUCCCCAGAAUGUGUGAACUCUGAGCUGCUGGAAGAGCUGAUGUCAUCUGAAGUGUUUGCUCCCUUGCUCCGCCUCUCUCCUCCACCUGGAGAUCACGACUACAUCUAUAACCUGGAUGAGAGUGAAGGUGUCUGUGACCUCUUUGAUGUGCCUGUCCUCAACCUCUGACUUCUCGGUGCGGCUGUGAGCCCCACAAACACGGACUGUUUUGUAACUCUUUGGAAAGUGUCUAUUUUUGGAUUCCUUUUGUGCUAGAGCUCGAUGGCUGAGUAAUUCAGAGAUGCUCUCAAAUGGACUCACAACCAAGAGAUGUGGACUUGCAGGCUGGGAGCCUCCCGGUAGUUUGCUUCUUCCUCCGGUGCACGUGCAACAUGCACAUGCAGCUUUCCCCCUGCAUCUCUCCACUGGAUCCUGGGCCUCACAUCAAAGGGUCUGUGUUUUGAGUGUUCCCAGUUCACCUGCAAAGUUUUCCCAUGUGCCUCUCUGAGCUUCCUCCAAUCUGCAUGCCUUGGUUUUUCCUGCACUCCCAGAGGCACUUUGCACCUCCUAGGUACCAGCUGCUACAAGGAGCCCCAAAACCAUGGUCAGUUCACAAGCCCAGAGGUUGUUAGUUACAUUUUUGUGUUAGUGGUUCGGAUUGGGGUAGUUUUAUUUCCAAAAGGCAUCAAAAGGAAAAAAAAUGGCACCAAAGUGUCUAUUUCUUUCAGUGACUUUAGACCAAGUUAGUAUGUUUUACAAAAAGCACUUUUUUUUAGCCAGCUGUGCCUCCUAGUGGGAUUCAGGAGCUGAGUGUUCCCUGUAGGACCCAGGAGCCUUUCCCUGUUGGUGCAUCAGCAGGAAUGUUGGACCUGCUUUCACCAGUCUGCUGAUGCACAACCCCAGGGGCUCCAGCUCCUUGUCCAGCAGCUGUGCUGUUUUUACAGGGCUAAAGCAGAGGUGCCAGUAUGGUUUUGUUUUUAAUUUGUGGUUUUGCCUGACUGAAAAGAUGUUUGAAAGGAUAAGACUGCUCCAGGUGGUGCCUGAAAGGUACCCUAGGGACAUCAGAGCCUCCUCAUAUUUGCAAAUAGCUGGGUUUUUCCAACCAUUGCACUUGAACCUGCAACUGUCUGAAAGGUGACCAAGCAGUUACAAUUUAGUAGUAUUUGCUGUGACAGGUUAUGUAGGUGUUGUCAAAAUAGAGAGCUUUUUUUUUAACCCCUUUUUCUCUCAGGAUCAGGUUUUCUGUAUAUUAGAAUUUUCUCCCUUAGUGCCCAUACCCACUCCCAGUUCCUGAUCCUAUGGCAGGUCUUUACUUAAUGUAUGCUUUCUCUGCAUCAUUUUUCUGCAAGAUUUUCUUCAUUGCUUUGUAACAGAAGGUCUGCUGUUGGGUUCUUUAGGAUCAUCAGCUGGUACCAGGCUGGGACCUUGUGCAGUUUAGUUGGAGUGAAAAUGUCCUGAUGGAUUUGUGUUGUAUUUUGCAAGCCCCAACUUUGGGUUUUGGUCAGAUCCUGUGAGUGUCUUUAGUUUUGCACAUCUUCCUGCCACCACAGUGGAAGCAGCUGUCCUGCCUUUCCUGCUCUGCAAACUGCUAAACAGAGAGCCAGGCCAGGCCAUGGCUGGCUGCUGCAGAGAGGGAGCUUCCAGCCAUCCACUUAAAUAGCUGAUGUUUAAUUUCUCUGCAUAGCUGCUCACUGCCUGUGACACACACAACCAGCUACAGCACCAGCACUAAGGGAUGUAAAGUAUGAAGAGCCUUCAGAGCUAAGAAGAGUAUGUGCUUGGGACCUGUGUCCCUGGAGUGGCUCCUCAGGCCCUCUCACUCUGCGUGGGACUCCUCCACAAGGACUGUUCAUUUCUGCAGUAACAAAGCACUGGCAGCCUCUUUGGGCAAAGCACGAAGAACUCGGGAGGAGCAAUGGGACACUAGUUUGGCAUCAGGCAGCUGCUGCUGGCAAGACAGCUGAGGUGUGAGACCCCUCUGGGGGGUGAACUUCCAGCCUGCAUGCAGCCAGUCCCUGAACCUUCCCCCCUUCACCUGGAAGCUGACUGGAGUCCCUCGGUCCUGUGUGUUAACGAGGCUCCGUGGCUUUGGUGUAGCUCCAGCUCUCCAUGUGCUGCUUGGCCCUCGCCCUCCUUCCCAGUGUUCAUGUCCACCACCAGUUAGAUGACCUCCCGAAAAGGAUACCUAGAGAAAAAUUUGCAGUUGCAAAUGAACUUUUGAUUCAUAUAUAAAGAUUUUUUUUAUUUUUUUUUUUUUUUUUUUUUUUUUUUGCAAGGGAAGAAAAUUGCCUGUCAUAUUUGUACAGAGUGUUCUCUGACGUGAAUAAACAAAAACUUUCCAGAGUUUCUCACCUUGCCGCAGCCUGUGCCUCCUCUGUGCGCUAGCCCGGGGGAUGGGGUUCCCUGGAAAGCGGGGUGCCGGGCCCUUUCCCAGCAGGAGGCCCUGUCCUGCUGCCGGAGGUGGGUCCUGCCACACCCGCGUCAGCUCAGGUGAGGGGGCCGGGCCUGCCCGGGGCUGGGGUGGUGGCACAAGGCCUCGGUGCGGCGGCCGGGCCCUUCGUGAGGGGAGGCGGCGGCGGCAACAACCCGGAACUGCCGGCGGUGCGGAGCCGCCGCGGGAGCCAUGCCGCCGCCCAAGGACGUGGUGAAGAUCGCCAUCCAGAUGGUGGGAGCCAUCCCGCAGCUCAUCGAGCUCCAGCAGACCAAGCCGCUCGCCUCAGUGCUCAAGGACGUCUGUGAUGCGUGGAGCCUGCCCAACGCCGAGCGCUACGCCCUGCAGUACGCGGACGGGCGGCAGACCUACAUCACCGAGUCGAACCGCAGGGACAUUAAGAACGGGAGCAUUUUACGGCUGACCACCUCCCCGGACCAAGAAGCAGAGCGGUUGUAUAUCGGGAUCCAGAGCAAGAAUGUGGAUGUGAAGACUGACUCACUAAAAAAGCUUGCAAGCCUCUCCCAGGAUGUUACCUUUGCUCAAGAGUUCAUCAGCAGGAAUGGCUUGAAGCAAAUCUACUCUAUUGUGGAGGAAGGGAAUGAUGCAGGGGAGAUGCUGGCUCACACCCUCAAAGCCUUCACAGAGCUGAUGGAGCAUGAUUUUGUUUCCUGGGAAAAUCUUAGUACAGUCUUCAUCAAGAAGAUAGUGAGUUAUGUCAACAUGAAUGCAGUGGAUGCAUCUAUCCAGCAGCUCUCCUUGUCUAUCUUGGAGAAUAUGGUGCCUACCAGUCGCCUCCUCUUUGAGGUGGUCAAAAAAGAAGUGACGUUGGACCGUCUUCUCACCCACCUGCAGGCGACAAAUGCCCAGCUGCAGCUGAAGGCGAUGGCUCUGCUCAUUGCGCUGCUGCUGAGCGCGACCGACGCCGAGCGGCGGGACAUGAUGGACUACCUGAGGGAGAAGAACAUCAGGCAGUUUAUCCACAAAAACAUUAUCCACAGCUCUGAGCCACUGGGGGAUGAGAUGGCCCAUUAUCUUUACGUGCUGCAGUCUGUCAGCCUCAACCUGUGCGAGCAUCGCAUGAAAAUGUCCAUGGAUCCCUACUCACAGGAACAGCGGGAUCUCCUCCACUCCCUGCGCCAAACUGCUUUUGAGUUGGAGAGCGAGGUGCCUGCUGGCACCUUCAGCACCGAACGCCGGCGAUCCCUGUGUGCCAAGGAAUUCCGCAAGCUGGGCUUCGUGAAUAACAGCAACCCAGCAGAGGAUCUCCACCGUGCCCCACCAGGACUCCUUGCCCUGGACAACAUGGUGUAUUUCUCCAGGAACACCCCUAAUGCCUACAGCAGGGAUCAUUUCUUUGAAGAGCUAUUCUGCAUCUGCAUCCAGUUGGUGAACAAGACAUGGAAGGAGAUGAGAGCAACCCAGGAGGACUUUGACAAGGUGAUGCAGGUGGUGCGAGAGCAGAUCACCAGGAUCCUGUCCCUCAAGCCCACAUCCCUGGAGCUAUUCAAGACCAGAGUGAAUGCACUGAACUACAGCGAGAUCUUGAAGCUGCGGCAGACGGAGCGGCUGCACCAGGAGGAGACACUGGCUGUGCCUGUGCUGGAACUGCGGGAGAAGCUGAAGCCGGAGCUUCUGGAGCUGAUCCGACAGCAGCGCCUGCUGCACCUCUGCGAGGGAACCCUCUUCCGCAAGAUCAGCAGCCGCCGCAGGCAGGACAAGCUGUGGUUCUGCCGCCUGUCCCCUAACCACAAAGUGCUGCACUAUGGGGACGUGGAGGAGGGAGUGCAGUCUCCCCCCAUCGAGAGCCUGCCAGAGAAAAUUCCUGUGGCAGACAUGAAGAUGCUGCUGGUGGGGAAGGAGUGUCCACACACAAAGAGCUCUGGGAAGCAGAACAAGGAUGUCCUGGAGCUGGCCUUCUCCAUUGUGCACGAUGUGGAGGAAUGCUGCCUCAACUUCAUUGCCCCCACCCGGUACGAGUUCUGCCUCUGGACGGAUGGGCUGAAUGUGCUGCUGGGCAAGGAGAUGACAAGUGAGCGAACACAAACAGACCUCGAUGUUCUGCUGUCCAUGGAGCUCAAGCUGCGGCUCCUGGACUUGGAGAACAUCAGCAUUCCCGACGACCCCCCUCCCAUCCCAAAGCCCCCCAGCAACUUAAACUUCUGCUAUGACUUUAGCCAUGCAGAGCAGUGAGUUCCUCCCUGUGCCCUGUCCCCACCCUCUAUACCCCUCAAAAUCAAGCCCCUCCCUCCAGGCUCUGUCCCUCAUCUCUGGCCCAAAGGGACAGGCCAGGUGCUGGCUGGGGGCUUGGGUGUCCCACCCUUCCUUGUCUGUGUCCUGCUCUCCUGCAAGAGCAUGGGAAUGAGCCACCAAGCAUUAGCCUUCUGUUCAAGGCGGGUGACAUGGCUGCUCUGCCCCCCUGCCACUGGGAGGUGACAUGACUUAUAGACAGUCAAACCCCUGUGUGGUGGCACUAAUUGCCCCACACUGCAGCCAGGCUUUGGGCAGAGAGGGCAAGGAUGUGGACUGGAAGAUACAGGUAGCCCUGGAAUAGCUGGAGGGGGAGUAACACUACAAAGGUACAAAUCUGCACUGCCUCACUUUCGCCAUCAGUGUAGGGCAUCCUUUCUGGACAACAAAGUGGUUAGAAAAAGGAUGGAACACACCUUUCCAUUAAGUUUGUCAAGCAGAUGUGCCUGCCCUACCAGGCCCCUCCCACACUGAAGGGUGGUUUUGCCAAGCCCUCUGCACUGUCCUGGAAUGGGGGUAUUUAGGGUACAAGCCAUCUUUUCCCAGCACCGUUCAGCUGGGCCUGGUGUGAGGAGGAGACUCUGGUCUGCCCAUCGUGCCAGUUGCGAUGCCUUCCCCACCUGGGGCGGAUACUUGCACACUUCAGCCAUGCUGCUGCACUACUGCACCACGACAACCUACCUCCUCCGCAGCCCCACAGCCCCCAGCCCAGUGCCCUGCACCUCCUCGUGCCUGCAGCUUCUCCCAGGCGUGUUGUGCUAACAGCCACAGGUCUGCAGGGAUCCACCGUGCCUCUGUCUCCUGUGUAUUGGGACAAUAAACACUUGUGGAGAACUCGGA